ACUUUCAGUUUUAAGGAGGCAGAGCUGCAUCGUGGAUGACUGAGGCACUCGAGAGCUCCCAAUACUACAACCCGAGCCAUGCAGUUCAAUUUGCUUUUCCUCGUUCUUGUACUAACCAGCUCCUAUGUCAUUAUGGCACAAGGUUCCUAUGAAGACUGCUGUCUGAGGUAUGCAGUGGGACUCAGGAAGGGGCUACGAAGGAUGGUGGCCCAGUACAGACGGCAGGAGAUGGAUGGAGGCUGCAACAUCCAAGCUAUAGUGUUUACCAUGAAGAGGGGCUCCGUUAUCUGUGCAGACCCAAAAGUAAAGUGGGUCAUGGACCUGAUGCAGAAGAUGGACAAUAAACACCACAAAAAGCGCCAUCAGCAAGUACCGAAGAGGGGCUGAAGGGUGGUGUGUUCUUCAGUAACCCCAUUCAUUCCUCCACCCUCUGCCAACAUCUCAUUGUAAAUUGACAAGAUGUUUUACGAUGUUUUAUGUUUUACGAUGUUUUAUGGUGCCUUGCAGGGUAGCAUAUCAAGAAGCAUCUCAGAAAUAUCUCUCAGCCUUACUUUUGUUUUCGCUUAUGCGUCAACAGCUGAAAGCAUCAUUUACAUUCUCUAUGUAGGAUGUAGGGGCAUUCAGUGCCAGACCUGCUUCAAUGAACAUCUCUGGAAAAAAUGUAUGAGCAGCUCCAUGCUUCGUCUUAAUUUCAUUUCCAGUACGUCAACCUGACUAAGACCAAUCCGCAAAUUCCCCUUGUUUGGUCAUUGGUGAUACCGUGUGUAAGUAUAAUAAGAUCUUAUAAAAAUAAGAUUUUAUAAGAUAAUAGUUUGUAAGCAUAACGUUUAAAGAAAGUUACUGGAGUGUGUUCUGCUUUCUUGUAUGCAGAUUCAAAAUGUGUUUCAUAUCUAAUAUAGUUGUGGUUGAUGCAAACAAAACCUUGCUUGUCAGUUAACAGAAAUUAUCUAAUGUCAGUGGCUUUCCGAGAGUGUGGGAUAUGGCAAAAGAGAAUCUUAAGCUUUCAUCUAAAAUAUAUAUCUUUUUCCGUAUUUCUUAAGUAUAUGUUUUAAAAUACGUUAGAUAUUUUUUGCCGCAAAGAAAUCAAGAGUGAAUUUGCUUAGCCCUUCUCCUAUGUAAAAGCCUCAUUGGACUCUCCAGUGUUGUGAUGUUUUCUUUCUUUAUUAUUCUAAAAUGUGGUUUAUAGCACUUUUCUCAAGAUGAUACUGUGUGUAACAUUCUGGCCUGAUGCUUAGUAUGAAUGACUAGAAAAUGUCAGGGACUGCUGACUGUUUCUGACUGAAAUAAACUCCUAGUGGCUUCCCAUUA
Molecule: messenger RNA, 1308 nt
Organism: Lampris incognitus (smalleye Pacific opah)
Lineage: Eukaryota; Metazoa; Chordata; Actinopteri; Lampriformes; Lampridae
Gene: ccl25a
Product: chemokine (C-C motif) ligand 25a
Exons: 5
Coding region: 79-387 (102 amino acids)
Biological process (GO): monocyte chemotaxis; inflammatory response; neutrophil chemotaxis
Cellular component (GO): extracellular region
Molecular function (GO): CCR chemokine receptor binding; chemokine activity
Source: RefSeq, a predicted model, not a curated record